AUGUGGGGCGGUGAUGGGGUCCGCUGGGGUUCCCAGGAGGUGCCCAUGGCUGCCCGGCGCCUCCAGGGCCGAGCCGUCCCGGGCAGGGGCAGCUGGGCCCCGGGGCAGAGCCCCCGUCUGGGGCACCCAGGGGCUGGCGGGGCCCGGGGCAGAGCCCCCGUCCCGGGCACCAGGGGCUGGCGGGGCCCGCUGAGCCCGGCCGCUCGCCUUGCAGUGCUGUCUGCACACUUCCGCGUCUGUGAGCCCUACACCGACCACAAAGGCCGCUACCACUUCGGCUUCCACUGCCCCCGGCUCUCGGACAACAAGAGCUUCUUCCUCUGCUGCUACCGGAACAGCACCGUGUUCAAGUACUGCUGCAGCGAGGCCGAGUUCCAGGCGGUGAUGCAGGCGAACCUCACGGCCGGCCCCGAGGGCGACGCGCACAACAACUACCCCGCGCUGCUGGGCGUGUGGAUCUACGGCUUCCUUGUGCUCACGCUGCUGAUCCUGGACCUCCUGUAUUACUCGGCGAUGAACUACGACUUCUGCAAAGGCUACCUGGUGCGGUGGGGUGUCCACGGGCGGUGGAUGAAACAGGACCCCCGGCGGUGGGGGGCCCCCGCCCAGGCCCCGCAGCCCCAGCCCCCGCCAGGCUCCCGGCUGCAGCCCCCCCAGGCCGCGCCCGCGCCUGGGCACAGCCCACCGCUGAUGACCUUCCAGAGCUCGUCCGCCUGGUGA
Messenger RNA from Dipodomys ordii (Ord's kangaroo rat), 720 nucleotides. RefSeq names its product KIAA1644 ortholog (gene Shisal1). The transcript is spliced from 2 exons. The record is from RefSeq and is a predicted model, not a curated record. NCBI's taxonomy places the organism in Eukaryota, Metazoa, Chordata, Mammalia, Rodentia, Heteromyidae. Bases 1 to 720 code for a protein of 239 amino acids.